ACCUUCUCAAACAUUCAAUGGUAAUGUUCAGAAUAAAUUACAUAAACAAAGAUUAGUCAUCAGAGUUUCACCAUCAAGCUAAUUAAAUAAAUCUCUUAUAGUUAAAUAUUGAAGGCCACCGCGACCUCAGAACUUUCUUAUAAGCUUUACGAAUAUCAGCUUUUGAAUCUUACCUUUUGUUUCUGAUCUUCCUUAAAAUCUUUCCAGUUUUGUCUUUAUUUCCUUAGAUUUCCUUACAUAUAUGUUCCUAUAGAUCAAAGUCCAGUUUCUACAUCUUUUUUCGUAGACAUGGCACUACCAAAACGAGGUCAUCGAUUCUUCAAGUUCAGGAGUCCAGCCAUACUUAGUUUCUUCUGAUAAACACCUUUUAUGAUCGAUAUCUCUACCAGUCUGAAACAAAUUACAGCGCGUUUAUUUACCAUAUAAUCUCUGCUUUAGUAAUCUGUAGUUAAUUUUUGUCGCCAGCUGCAUAACAAAAAGAGUGUCUAUCUCUUUCGUACUAGCUUUCUGUCAAUUACCUUGAUUUCCACCUCUCAAAUCAAUCUCAAAACUACUUUUUCAUUUUCACCACAUAUUUCAGUUAUAUAUUGACUUCAUCUGCUGAAAAGAUAGAUGAAUACUCAAGAAUACGAGUUCUCACGUGACGUUGCUCGAAUGGCAUGGAUUAUGCUAAGAUUAAGGAUUGAUUACUCAAGACUCUUCUGGCUUCUAUUUGGUCUCUUCUCUUAUGAAAAUCAUGAAGGGAAACCUCGGAUUUUCUAACAUCCAGUCCCUCCUCCUUUCAUCGCUUUAAGCUAUUAGUAGAUAAUUGUAGUACCACUCGCUUUAAUAUAUACGUAGUACUAGUCUUAUAUCUUCCGGUUCCUUAAGUAUAAAUAGUGAAGAGUGUUCCUAUACAAAUCAUUCCUGAUCCGGUCAUGUACAGAAUGGAUGCAGGAGAUUAUGCUGAAAUGGAUCCGUCUGGUCGAUAUGGACGUUUAAGGGAUGUCCUUGGUAAAGGGGCAAUGAAGACAGUGUAUAGGGCAUACGAUGAGGAACUUGGAAUGGAGGUAGCAUGGAACCAGGUGAAACUGAAUGAUGUGUUUCGGUCUCCAGAUGAACUUCAUCGCCUCUAUUCUGAAGUCCACCUCCUCAAGACUUUAGAUCACGAUUCAAUCAUGCAAUUCUAUACUUCUUGGAUUGAUGUCAAUCGAAGAACCUUCAAUUUCAUCACUGAAAUGUUCACCUCAGGCACUCUCCGAGAGUACAGGAAGAAGUACCGGAGAGUAAGCAUUCAAGCAAUCAAGAAAUGGGCGCGCCAAAUACUUGAAGGUCUUGUUUAUCUUCAUGGCCAUGAUCCCCCAGUGAUCCAUCGUGACCUCAAGUGUGACAACAUUUUUGUCAAUGGAAAUCUUGGACAAGUCAAGAUUGGUGAUCUUGGUUUAGCCGCCACACUUUGUGGAUCAAAACAAGCUCAUAGCGUCAUAGGCACACCAGAAUUUAUGGCACCAGAACUCUACGAAGAAGAGUAUAAUGAGCUUGUAGACAUAUACUCAUUUGGUAUGUGUAUGCUAGAGAUGCUAACAUCUGAGUUUCCCUAUAGUGAGUGCUCCAAUCCAGCCCAAAUUUACAAGAAAGUGACUUCUGGAAAUCUGCCAAAAGCAUUCUACAAGAUUAAGGAUGUGAAAGCUCAAGAGUUUGUUGGAAAAUGCUUGGAUAUUGCUUCCAACAGGCCAUCUGCCACUGAACUGUUGAUGGAUCCAUUUCUUGCUCCUGAGGAAGAAAAGGAGCCUGAAAGUCCUGAUAAUGUAGACAGCAGGCUGCUGGCCUCAGCCAUACUGAGAAUACCUAUUCCAUCUGAUCAUGAUCACAAGUCAGUUUCUCGGCCUUUAAUGAAAUCUCCAAAAAAGAAUACAAAAAUGAUGAUCACCGGAACUAUGAAUGCUGAAGAUGAUACCAUCUUCCUCAAAGUACAGAUCUCUGACAAGAAUGGUCAAGCUAGGAACAUAUAUUUUCCUUAUGAUAUUGCAAGCGAUACUGCACUUGAUGUUGCCUCAGAAAUGGUGAAGGAAUUAGAGAUUACUGACUGGGAUUCAAAUGAAAUUGCUGAGAUGAUUGAUGAAGAGAUAUCUGCCCUGCUUCCAAAUUGGAAAGAAUCCGACGUGGUCCAAAACCUUCAUCAUCAGCAACAAAGCUUCAAUUACGACAAUGAUGACGAAGAUGGUAUAAUCCACCACCCUUUCUAUUCUCCCUCCUCCCAAAAUUCCUCUCAUGCUUCCCUUCCAGGCCUUUUCACCUCAGCUCAUGAUUGGCCUCAAGGUGAUUUCCUCUUGAAUGAUGAUGCAAGUUCACAGAGCUCAUUAGCCUCCUACAAGUACUCCAACAUGAAUUACAUUGAAAAAGAUUUUGAUUUAUUAAGCUGCAAAAGAGGAGAGCAAGAUUUCAAUGCAAAACAUCAGAAAAGUAGUACAAGAAUGUCACAACAGAGUCUUCAAAAGCCAUGCCACUCUUCAUAUGGUUCCAUUAGCAGCACGAACCAAAGCAGAAUGCCGCGGGUAGGGUCACUGGUGGACGUACGUAGCCAGUUGCUGCACCGGACUCUAGUGGAGGAGAUAGCCAAGCGACGCUUAUUUAACACUGUAGGUGCAGUUGAGAACAUUGGUUACCAUGAGCCUAAAGAAUUUUCUAGCAAAGACUGGAGUCCUGGAUUCUCUAGGAGGUAGGCUAGAAAUGAAAAGUUACAAAUGUCAUCUUGAAAUGUAUCAUAUGUAUAUAGGUUUGCAUUUCUGGUGUGUAAUUGUGUGAGAAAUUGAGAAUAUGAAUUCCUAUUGCUGUAUGGUUUGCCAGUUUGAGCUAUGUUGCAUGAUAAUAAGAAUAAAACUUGUUUGUAAA
Messenger RNA from Daucus carota subsp. sativus, 2871 nucleotides. RefSeq names its product probable serine/threonine-protein kinase WNK5. Lineage: Eukaryota; Viridiplantae; Streptophyta; Magnoliopsida; Apiales; Apiaceae. Gene Ontology annotation, molecular function: ATP binding; protein serine/threonine kinase activity. The record is from RefSeq and is a predicted model, not a curated record. The transcript is spliced from 7 exons. Gene Ontology annotation, biological process: protein phosphorylation; intracellular signal transduction. Bases 918 to 2702 code for a protein of 594 amino acids. Gene Ontology annotation, cellular component: cytoplasm.